Messenger RNA from Hordeum vulgare subsp. vulgare (domesticated barley), 1399 nucleotides. Its product is annotated as 26S proteasome regulatory subunit 6B homolog. The record is from RefSeq and is a predicted model, not a curated record. Gene Ontology annotation, biological process: proteasome-mediated ubiquitin-dependent protein catabolic process. The transcript is spliced from 6 exons. Gene Ontology annotation, molecular function: ATP binding; ATP hydrolysis activity; proteasome-activating activity. Bases 473 to 1207 code for a protein of 244 amino acids. Gene Ontology annotation, cellular component: proteasome regulatory particle, base subcomplex. Lineage: Eukaryota; Viridiplantae; Streptophyta; Magnoliopsida; Poales; Poaceae.
CUCGUUCCCCAUCAACGCCGUCGAACGGCGCGCCUCGUGCCGCGGCCUUCUCCCACACGGCCGGCGGUUCGGUCUCGGGGCGACUGGCGGGCGACGUCGACUGCAUUCGGCCGCACUGACGCGGGGCGACGGGGAGUGCGUCGAUGGCCGGCGGCGGCGCGGUGUGCAGAGCGACGGCGAGCGCUGCCGCUGGAGCUUGCUUCGAGGGGACAUCGGCAUGGACCGGCCGGCGAGCGCGGCGUACGGGACGUGGCCCCUCCUCUCCGUACCCAACCAAGGCCUUGUGCCUGACACGGAGGCUGCCGAAGACGGUGUCGGCGGAGAUGCGAUGGGUGGUCCUCCCAGGCGGCGCCUAUGAAGAGGAUGCGGUCGAUAGUUCCGACGACGGUGACGGCUGCACAGGCACCCCCACGGUCACCCUCGGCUCCCGUGCCGGCGGAGGCGGCUACAGGCUACUCAGACGCUGAAGAGGAUGUGGAGGGCGCGCUGCUGCGCCAGCGCCGAUUCGUUCGACGUCGAAGCUUCCCCGAUUGGUAUUGAUCCUCCAAGAGGGGUGCUGCUCUAUGGUCCUCCAGGCACCGGCAAGACCAUGCUUGCUAAAGCUGUGGCACAUCACACUACUGCUGCUUUUAUCAGAGUGGUUGGUUCAGAGUUUGUGCAGAAGUACCUGGGUGAGGGCCCAAGGAUGGUUCGAGAUGUAUUCCGCUUAGCUAAAGAGAAUGCCCCGGCUAUAAUAUUCAUUGAUGAGGUUGAUGCUAUAGCCACUGCUCGAUUCGAUGCUCAGACCGGGGCUGACCGAGAAGUUCAGCGUAUUCUGAUGGAACUACUGAAUCAGAUGGAUGGAUUUGAUCAGACAGUGAAUGUGAAGGUUAUAAUGGCAACCAAUCGGGUAGAUACUCUAGAUCCUGCUCUGCUGCGUCCAGGAAGACUGGACAGGAAAAUUGAGUUCCCUCUGCCGGAUCGGAGGCAGAAGAGGCUUGUUUUCCAAGUUUGUACUGCUAAGAUGAACUUGAGUGAUGAGGUUGAUUUGGAAGAUUAUGUCUCCAGACCUGAUAAAAUCAGUGUUGCUGAUCUCACUGCUAUUUGCCAGGAAGCUGGCAUGCAUGCUGUCCGCAAAAAUCGGUAUGUUAUCCUCCCCAAGGACUUCGAGAAGGGUUACCGAACCAACGUCAAGAAGCCUGAGUCAGACUUUGACUUCUACAAAUGAGGCAACAAACUGUUAAGAGGAUGCUUUAUUUUCUAUGGGCGACAUGAUUAACAGUAUCGAUGAAUUUGUGGAUAGUCGCCUGAUAAAAUAUCCUUGUAUCUCGGUGCUCAUGUAGUUUGCACGUUCAGUUUCACCAUCGUUGUUAAGCUACUUGUCUGUACAAUUCCUUCUUCCUAAAGUUUCUCUUGACUA